AUGGAUCCUUUGAAUCCAUACUGCCGCGAGCUGGCCUCGCCCGGCUUUUUUCAGCCCGUGCUCUCCGUCUUGAUCAUCAUCGGCAUCCUUUUCUCCUACCUCCCACAGCAUUUCCGCAUCAUUUCCCUCCGCAGCUCCUUCGGCAUCUCGCCUUAUUUUGUCCUCCUGGGAACAACCUCCGGCACCUCAGCUUUUGCCAAUAUCCUGGUGUUCCCAAAGACCUCCCAGGGUGUCGCAUGCUGCCGGGAAAUCAGUGGACCCGCGUGUUUCGCGGGGCUGUUGGGGGUGAUGCAGGUGGGCAUGCAGUGGCUCUGUUUCUUUUCGAUUUUGUUGUUGUUCGUGAUCUACUUCCCCCGAGCCACCUCACCCACCGACCCCGUCAACUCGGUCUCCUCGUCCUCCCCCAAUGAACCCACCUAUCGCACCGCACUCGCUGUGACCGCCAUCUGCCUGCUGCACGCGCUCGCUACAGUGAUCGUCUCUGUUGCCUUCGCGCUGCGCCAGCCCACUGCCCUCCAUGCAUGGGCCAACUUCCUCGGCGUCCUGUCCGCCAUCCUCGCGUCGAUCCAAUACUUCCCACAGAUCUAUACCACGUUCCGUCUCCGCUGCGUUGGCAGCCUAAGCAUCCCAAUGAUGUGCAUACAGACCCCCGGGAGCCUCAUCUGGGCCGCUAGUCUCGCGGCGCGCGAGGGUGCCCAGGGCUGGAGCAUAUGGGGCGUGCUGGUUGUCACGGCCUGUUUGCAGGGCACACUCCUAGUGAUGGCGAUCUACUUUGAGUACUUUGGUCCGAAGAGCCAGCGCAAGGCCGUGCACCAUGCUGACGAGGACGGGACGCCAAAUGGAACAGCCCCAGAACGAGCCGAAGCUCCGGCGAGCGAGCGCGAGCAUGCGGAGCAGCCUUCUGAGGAAACGCCACUCCUGCAGAGCCAGUGA
Penicillium alfredii is the source of this 933-nucleotide messenger RNA. RefSeq names its product PQ-loop repeat-containing protein. NCBI's taxonomy places the organism in Eukaryota, Fungi, Ascomycota, Eurotiomycetes, Eurotiales, Aspergillaceae. The record is from RefSeq and is a predicted model, not a curated record. The transcript has 3 exons. Bases 1 to 933 code for a protein of 310 amino acids.